Messenger RNA from Plasmodium knowlesi strain H, 1323 nucleotides. Its product is annotated as tryptophan-rich antigen. The transcript has 2 exons. The coding region runs from base 1 to 1323 and encodes 440 amino acids. The record is from RefSeq and is a predicted model, not a curated record. NCBI's taxonomy places the organism in Eukaryota, Apicomplexa, Aconoidasida, Haemosporida, Plasmodiidae.
AUGGAAGCAGUUAGAAAUUACAAAGAAGUCAUAGCAGAAACUUUGCCCCUUUCUGCGCUUUGGGGAAAAAGUACGUACUCCUCACUGAGUAAUUAUGGAUAUUAUAACAGUAAAAGUAUAAUAAUCGGCGUUCUUCUUUUUGCGUUUUUAUUUUUCAUCAGCCAUUUUUUUCAGUUUCUCCCCACAAUAAGAAAUAAAAUCAGGAGGUUCACCAGGAACGCAAUAGUGUAUAACACUGUGGAAGAAAAAGAUGUGAAGGAAUACGGAAAGGAAUUACCCAGCAGGAGUGUGCCCAAUACUGGGUGCAAGGAAAAGAACGCGAAAAAUAACAAGCAGAUAAAUGAGGUAUGUCAGACUAAUGAACAGAAGCAAGGAGACGAUAACAAUAUUAAAAGGAUAAAAACAUAUGCCGAAAAAAGGGAACGCAGGUAUAACACUGCUUUAGGAGAAGAUGAAGCAAAAGUGCAAGCACCUGAAUCAACUUAUGAUGGACAAAAAAGUCAAAGGAGUUUACUGGAUAAAAUAAUGAAGGGGAAAAAAAUGGGAAAAGGAGGUAUGAAAGAACUUAUCAAGAAACAAAAUAUGCUCUAUACAGCAGGUUACAAUGAAAAAGGCUCAACGGAUUAUUUACAAGAAGAAAAAUCAGAGGAAUGGAUAAAUAACCAAUGGAAUGUCUGGAAGAAAAAAAAUGAAGAAGAAUGGAAAAUUUUUAAUACUUCCAUUGAAAAUGAAAAAACAAAUUGGCUUCAAAAUAUAGAAAAGGAAUGGCAGGAAUUUCUAGACGCUAUGCAAAAUAAAUGGAUUCACUAUAACAAAAAAAUGGACGCAGAAUACCAAAUUAACAUUCUGGAAAAAUCUUCAGAAUGGAAUGACACACAAUGGAUAGAAUGGAUUAAAAGUGAAGGAAAGCAAUUUAUGGAGCAGGAAUGGAAAAUAUGGCUUGCGCAGAAGGAAACACAUCUGAGCGACUGGGUCGUAAAUGAAUGGAUACGGUGGAAGAACUCGCAGAUUAUGCAAUGGUUAAUGGCUGACUGGAGGCUCCAAAAAGAGGCUUCAUGGUCAAAUUAUGAAAAUUAUAAAAUUACAAAUAUACUACAAAGGAAAAAGAGAAAAAAAUGGAACAAAUGGCGAGAGUGCAUCAACAGAGAAAGAGAGGAGUGGGACGCUUGGGUCCGCUCGAAAGAAAAAAUAUAUAUAAAUACUAAAUGGAAUAAAUGGUCUAAAUGGAAAAAGGAUAAACGAUUUAUAUAUAGUAAGUGGGUGGAAAUGUUUACUAACAAGCUGAUAAAUGAGAGGCAAUGGGAAAAAUGGGUUAAAUCAUAA